Messenger RNA from Sclerotinia sclerotiorum 1980 UF-70, 1941 nucleotides. RefSeq lists its product as hypothetical. NCBI's taxonomy places the organism in Eukaryota, Fungi, Ascomycota, Leotiomycetes, Helotiales, Sclerotiniaceae. Gene Ontology annotation, biological process: lipid oxidation. The coding region runs from base 1 to 1941 and encodes 646 amino acids. The transcript has 3 exons. Gene Ontology annotation, molecular function: oxidoreductase activity, acting on single donors with incorporation of molecular oxygen, incorporation of two atoms of oxygen; metal ion binding. The record is from RefSeq and is a predicted model, not a curated record.
AUGCCGGGGAUAUUUCAAAAAGUUGAUGAUAUACUACAUCAUGGACAACACAAGAGACGAGUAGCUAAACCCUUGCCCAUAGAAUGGAACACAGGAGUUCUCAAGGCGGAACUCCUCGCUCAUUCGAUCUUCGCUGAGGAAGAUGAUAAACUGAAGGAAGACCUUGAUAAGACUAAAUUUGCUACGGGUACAUAUGUUGGGACCAAAAGAGCAGUUUCAGAAGUUUAUAGUCUGAUAAAUAAAACAUUUGACUCAUUUUUCGAUGUUCAUCAGUUGGAAUCUCAUCUUCCCACUGCUCCUAUUUCUCUAGCCGAAGCCAGAGAACGCUUUCAAUUCCAACCUCCCGGUUCAGACGGCUACCCUCCUCAUUUGAGUUUAGAGCCAAAAACCGAUAUCCUUCACUCCCUCAAAAUCUUCCAAGCAGAUCGUCUCUUUGCUACCGCACCCAUCAUUCAAAAAGUCAUACCAGAAAAAUUCCUAGAUUUCGCCUACGAUGAACCAAAUCAACGAUCUUUUGCUCUCAUCGAAAGUGUUAAUAAAAAGCUCUUUGAUGAAAGAAGAGAUAUUGGAAAAAUGGCUAAUGUAGGUAUGAGAAAGGAUUGGUAUUCGGAUGAAGUGUAUGCGCAACAGCAGUUUACGGGGGUUAAUCCAGUGACGAUUAAGAAGGCUAGUGAGGAGUGGAUUCGACAGUUUAAGGCGGCGGCUAGGGCGCAGGGGAAGUGGGAGUCUGUGGGUGUGAUUGAGGAGGGUGAGAGGGAUGGGGGUUUGUAUGUGCAGGAUUGUAGUUUUUUUCGAAAGUUUGCGGGGGUGGAAGAGGGGGAGCCGUUGGUGAGUGAUGAUGGGAAGAGGUUUGCGUGUGCAAGCGUUAGCCUUUUUCACCUCCUCCCAAACGGCGCUCUCCACCCCCUCGCCAUAAUCCUCGACUACAAAAUCAACAUCACCAAAUCCCUCACCCUCUUCAACAAACGUACCUCCCCCUCCUCCCCAAAAACUCACGAAUCAACCGAUUGGUCCUGGCGCUACGCAAAACAAUGCGCUCAAGUUUCCGACUGGCAUCACCACGAAUUAGGUGUUCAUCUUACACAUACACAUUUAAUCGAAGAAGGGAUAAUCAUCGCAUCUAAUCGUACACUCCCUUCCUCCCAUCCCGUCUUCAAACUCCUAUCCCCGCAUUGGUUGAAAACUCUCCCGUUAAAUGCAGCUGCGCGAGCUAGUUUAAUCCCCCAGGUCAUCGUCCACAUUAAUGGAUUAUCCGAAAAAGGAUCCCUAAGCAUGAUAAAAAACCAAUACGAAACAUUCGAUUUCAUAGGAAACUACAUACCCCAUAAUCUCGAAGCACGAGGCUUUCCCCUCAAAGACCUAGACUCAAAAAAAUUCCACAACUAUGCCUACGCAAAAAUCAUGCACCUAAUGUGGUAUACGCUCCGGCGAUUCGUCUCCGGAAUGCUGCGUCCCUCCUACCCCACCGAUCUCUCCAUCUCAAAAGAUACACACCUCCAAUCCUGGACUUUAGAAAUCCAAUCUCCCACUGGCGCAAAUAUUUCCUCUUUCCCCUCUCUCCACACUUUCGACGCACUCGUCGACGCAGUAACAAUGUGUAUCCACAUUGCCUCUACUCAACAUACCGCUGUAAAUUAUCUCCAAAAUUACUAUCUUGCUUUUAUUCCUAAUAAACCUCCUGCUUUAUUUACAUCGUUGCCUAAUUCGCUCGAAGAAUUAAAAUCUCUUAGGGAAAAAGAUCUUAUUUCUGCACUGCCGGUGGAAGAACCGAGGGUUUGGUUGCUGGGGAGUCAUUUGCCGUUUUUACUUAGUAGUGGGGUGGGGGUGGAGCAGAGUUUGUUGGUGUAUGCGGGGAGUGUUGGGGGGGUGGGGGGGGAGGGAUGGGGGAUAGGGAUGAGAAGGGAGAGGGAGAAAGAGAGGGCGGCGGGCGAGGUUUUAUGA